Heterotrigona itama is the source of this 1061-nucleotide messenger RNA. NCBI's taxonomy places the organism in Eukaryota, Metazoa, Arthropoda, Insecta, Hymenoptera, Apidae. The record is from the annotation of a GenBank genome assembly.
AUGAAAAUAGAAGUUAUUGAAUCUUAUUAGCUAUCACAUUAACCUAGCCAUGAGAAUUUAUUUAUAAUAAAAUUUAAUAGAAUAGAAAUCCCAUAGAAUCUCAUACUAUUUUCAACUUAAUUUAAUAAUUUAUAGGCCAGUUUCACGGCAACCGGUUCGUGCAAAUACUGCAGCAACAAAUUGCCUCAUAAUUACUACAGGUAAAUGACGAAACCUCAGACUAAUCAGAAUCUAAAACUCGAGGCAUUAAACCUGUAAUCUUCCUCGAUGCAGUUAUAGCACCGAACUGGACCUGACGUUCAAAGGUUCGAUUACUGGUCACAAAGGUUUCAAGCUCGAGUACAGCAAGGCGAACUGCGAUCAGAAUUUCACUGCAGAACAAGGUCGAAUCGUGCACGAAGGUGUGAACGACUGUUGGAUCACGAUAACAGCCCCUGAGAAUCACACGAUUUCUCUUUACUUUAACCAAUUCUCGCUCUACGAUCCGAACGAGUGCACGGAGAACACCUUACAAGCAAGUGUUCUAGUGUACGAUGGUAAUUUCAGCGGUAAAUUAAUAGCAUCAUUGUGCACCAUGGAUUUGCCUAGUCCUAUUUUCAGUAUCGGAAACAAGCUGAGUUUACAUUCCCGGUCCCAAUAUCACAGUAAAUACGAAUUCUACGAUAUCACGUACACCACCACAGCCUCAGGUAAGAACAGAUAUUUGUAUUAGAUAUUAGUAUAUAGUAGCAGGCAAUAGUGUGAAUGACUCUUUUACCGUAUUAACUAUUUCAUACUUACAGUUUGACCCAUUAACCUUCAAGUGGACUUACAAGUUUAAUUCAAUAAUUGUUCUUUAUAUUUAAUUUAUCCCGAAUUGAAUUAAAAUUCAAAUUAAAAUUACUAUUUUUAAAAUUAAACGCAGAGAUCGCGAUAGUUCACUUGAAAAUGAAGGAUGUAACAUUUGAUUUGCAGUUUUUAUAAAAUUCUAUUAUUCAGUAUGGAAGAAAGUUCCGAGAAUUAUCAUUUAAUAUUUUUUCAUCUAGUUGUGUUUUCAUCUUCCACGAGUUUAUGAAAUUUAA